CCACCACUAUCUCCAAAAAAACAACCACCAUGAUUCCAUCAACCACCACCACCACUACUCCAAGAAUAACCACAACUACAAGAAGGACAACCAUUACCACUACUCCAAAAAUGACUACCACUACUCCAACCACCACCACCACCACCACAUCUACUCCAAGAACAACCUCCACUACAAGAAAGACAACGUUUACUACUAUUCCAAGAAUGACUACAACUAUUCCAGCAAGCAAAACUACCACCCCCAAAACAACAAUCACCAGGAAUCCAACAACCACCAUCUCCAGCACCACUACUCCAAGACAAACCACCACUACAAGAAAGACAACCAUUACUACUACUCCAACAACGGCUACCACUCUUUCAACAACCACCACUACUACCCCCAAAAGAACAACCACCAUGACUCAAUCAACCACCUACACCAGUACUCUAAGAACAACCACCACUACAAGAAAGACAACCUUUAUUGCUACUCCAAUGAUUAUGAAUAUUCCAACAACCACCACUACUACUCCAAAAACAACCAACACUACUCCCACUACCACAAACACCACCACCACUACUCCAAGAACAAAUACCACUACAAGAAAGACAACCAUUACUACUACUCCAAUAACGAGUACCACUAUUUCAACAACCACCGUUAUUACCCCCAAAACAACAACCACCACGACUCCAGCAACCACCAACCCCACCACCACUACUCCAAGAACAACCACCACUAUAAGAAAGACAACCAUUACUACUACUCCAACAAUGACAACCACUAUUCCAACAACCACCGCUACUAUCCCCAAAACAAAAACCACCACAACUCCAGCAAUCACCACCACUACUCCAACCACAAUGGUCACCACUGCUCCAAAUACCACCACCACUGCUGUGCUAACGACAAUCACCACCACGACUCCAACCAUGAUGGUCACCACUGCUUCAGUGACAGCGAGGUCCACUACUUCCGCUCCUCCAAUGCUAGCAACCAAAAAGGACCUCCAGCCAGCUUCUUUAUCUUCUCCAACUCAGACAGCAGAAACCCAGCCUACUACCGUGUAUGAAACAAACAUAACCAGCUCACCAUGGCACUCUUGUUCAACAGAUGGAAAUGGCACUGUGACACAGUCUCCAGAUCCCCACUGGCAUAACAAUGAAACUCGUGCGGCGCUGGCACAAGAAACAUGGAUGAGCACCAACAAGGGAGUCUACAUUGGAAUCUCUGUUACUGUUUUGGCAUUGUUGCUCAUGUUUGUGGCUUUCUGGAUUAGGAGAAUGUGAUUCCAUUGAAAGAGUCUGUCAUUGGAGAUUUGAAAAAUGCAGCUCUGAAGCCUAUCCAAGCAGAAGACAAUAUCUAAAUUAUUGAAGACUAAGUCCUGGAUCCAGAUUCUAAGGUGUUAUGCCCUUGACUGUAGAAGACAGUGACCAGAUACCGUGUCAGAGUCCUUUCAGUCAGCUGCACAGUUUUCCAGUCAGUUUCCUAUGGCGUUCCUAUGAGUCAGGGACACUGGGUAGUGUUGCUAGCUCAACUGUGUAAAGUCAACCUCUGUCACAGAGUCCUGAUUUUUUAUACUAAAUUGGCUCAAAUUUUCUGAUCAUCGCAGCUGCUUCUGCGGCUAGUCGCUUCUGUCGUAUCGGACUCUGUGCGACCCCGUAGAUGGCAGCCCACCAGGUUCUCCUGUCCUUGGGAUUCUCCAGGCAAGAACGCUGGAGUGGGUUACCAUUUCUUUCUCCAAUUCAUGAAAGUGAAAAGUGAUAGUGAAGUCACUCAGUCGUGUCCUACUGUUAGCGACUCCAUGGACUGCAGCCCACCGGGAUCCUCCGUCCCUGGGAUUUUCCAGGCAACAGUACUGGAGUGGGGUGCCAUUACCUUCUCUGGAUCAUUGCAGAGGUCUCUUCAAAGCAUGAAACAUACUUCUUAGAACUGUACAUUCUCUUUAGACCUCAUGAAUCCUGUUUUCCAUCAAGAAUUCUCAUUGGGAAGAUAGAAAAAAACAUUUCUACCUCAGUUACCAAGGCUGUCAAGAAUACCUGAAUUCAACUUAGAAUCAGGGCAUCUAA
This is a messenger RNA of Dama dama (fallow deer), 2054 nucleotides long. RefSeq names its product integumentary mucin C.1-like. The record is from RefSeq and is a predicted model, not a curated record. Lineage: Eukaryota; Metazoa; Chordata; Mammalia; Artiodactyla; Cervidae. Gene Ontology annotation, cellular component: cell surface. Gene Ontology annotation, biological process: positive regulation of mast cell activation; phagocytosis, engulfment. The transcript is spliced from 5 exons. Gene Ontology annotation, molecular function: virus receptor activity; phosphatidylserine binding. Bases 30 to 1274 code for a protein of 414 amino acids.